UAAAAAUAUGUUAAAAAAUUAUCCGAUUCUUGUUGCAGUUGUGCUGUGCAUCAUCUGCGAUAUAUGUUCGGGAGCAUUGCCUUCUAACAUAAACAAGUGUAAAAUAUCCGAUCAUGUUUGCAUAGCGAAAUCAAUUAAUGACGUACUACGCUUGUAUCCCAAGGGCCAUCCAUCUUUUGGCCUCAUCGAUAUAACUGCGAUAAAGCGACCGAAAAUAAUUCUGGCAGAAAAUAAAAAUAAUCAUAAAUCGUCGGUGGGUUUCAAUUUAUUUAUUGAGAAUGCGGUUUUAAAUGGAUUAGAAAAUGCUAAGGUGACCUCUGUCUCGGGCUUCGAUCCAAAUAUUAGCAAAAUUACAGUGAACGCGGAGAUUAUGAAUCUAAAACUAAGCGGCGAUUAUACUGUGAAUGGAAAUAUCUUACUAUUGCAACUUAAAGGUAAAGGCAAGGCUGAAUUCAAAAGUACGCGGACUACGUGUAAGGCAAUGGCUGAUGUGAAACUGGAGAAGAGAAAUGGGAAAAAUUACUUAGCAAUAGAUCGAUUAAAAAUCAAUAUUCAACCGCAUGACAUGGAUCCAUCUACGAGUGCUGAGGCAGCCGCUGCUGCCGCAGCUAAUGGUCCUGAUCCGCGUCUGGAGUUAAUGGGUUCUUUUGUUAGUAAAACGCUUAAAUUAAAGCCGGAAAAAUGGACAAGAGUUAUUACCGUUGAAGAGUAUAAAGGCAUCAUUAAGGAAUUUCUUGAUCGUCCUAAUCCGGUCUUUCUUAUCAUAAUAUUAACCCAAGCCACACAAUUAGUGCCGACAACGGCUUUUCCGCUCACUCAGCUCAAAAGUAAAGGUGUUUACUUCAUUAAGCGCAACACAUUACCGGUGCCGCGCGAAGACUGUGCAAAUUUUAUAAUAUGUGGAGAUCUGGCUACACGAACUAUCGAUCAAUUAUCCGCAUUGGUUGAAGAGGUCUUCGUACCUUUGCUGGCCUUUGAAGAUAACUAUAAGACGUGGCCUUCAAUGGUAACUCAAGAUGUGCAAAAGCAUGUGCACAGUUUAAAGAGUACAGUUCAUCAAGUAAAAGGGCAAGUAAGUGGUGAAACAAUUUUGGCGAUGCCAGUGGGUGUUGAAAAGAUUAUGAAGGUGUCGCAGCAAAUCGGUGAAAAUCCGCAUUUGCAAAUCGAUUUAUAUUUGAAAAGCGCCAUCGAGGGUGUCGUCAUCAAAUGGGCCGCACAAGUCGAAGAGGUUAUCAAAGAGAGUUCAGCACAAGCUUUUGCAAACGGUCAAAACCCAACACCAUAUGCGGAAUUUUCGUUUUGGAAUAAACGUUUUAAAAAUCUUUCAUUCAUAUUCGAACAAUUACGCAAUGAACGUAUACGAGCUAUGGCUUUAGUUUUGGAACAUUCACGUAGCGCUUAUUAUCCAUGCUUUCAAACUCUAUUUAAGAAAGUUGUAGAAGCUCUCGCUGAAACCAAAGACAUUACCUUGUAUUUAAAUCCUUUAAAAAAGCACAUACAACAAUUGGAAGAAAUUGAUUUUUCUGAAUGUAAGCCACUGUUUAUACCAUUAAUGCAUGUUGUCUGCACACUGUGGGGUAACUCGCGUUACUACAAUCAUUCGCUCAAGAUGACGAUUUUACUUAAACAAAUUUGCAAUUUAAUUAUAAAUCAGGCGAAACGUUUUCUAGACCCUUCGUCUAUAUUUCACAGUGAUAUCGAUGAGGCGAUGCAACGUUUAACUCUUUCCAUUGAAAUAUUGAAAUUUUUUCGCGAAUUAUUCGAUCAUUUUAAAGAAAAUAUUGGCGAAUAUUUUAAGGAUCCCGUUCAACGCCCACCAGUAUUUUGGACAUUUCAUCCAAAUUCCGUAUUUAGACGUUUUAGCAAUUUUGUAGAUCGGCUAAAUACUAUACAAUGGUUUUUUCAUACAGUUACGGAGUUUUUGAAAUUGGAAAAAGUUGAAAUUGGUGGCUUACGUGGACGACAACUCAGUACGCGUAUUACAGCCGUUUAUGUUGAAUUUAAUCAAUACUUUACAGCUUUCGCUUCAAAAAGUUACGAUGUCUUAGAUCCAGAUGAUGAUGAGUUUAUAAAAGAUUUUCAAAAUUUCCAAUUACGUAUACUCGAGUUGGAUAUGAAAUUGGCGGCCAUAUUAUGUCAAGCUUUCGAUGAUUGUUACAAUUUAGAAAGUGUGUUUAAGCUUAUCAAUAUAGUAGGCAGCGUUUUGGAGAGACCGAAAAUUAAGGAACAGUUUACAAAAAAAUAUGAUGAAAUUGUGCGCUUAUUAGAUGAAGAACUUACGAUGUGCGAAGAAAUUUAUGAACAGCAAAUGUUUAUGCGAUCAGAUAACAAGUGUUUAUAUCCGGAAUAUAAUUGCCCGCCGGCAGCAGCUUUCAUACGCUGGUGCAGUCAAUUGGAACGUCGUAUUACAGUGCCUAUACAACAUUUUCAGGCUCUGCAGCAUGACAUUGUACGUUCAGAGAAAGCUCUCGAGAUUAUACGACGCUAUGAACGCUUGCUUUUAAAAAUUGGUGCUAGUCGCACUUACGUAUUUAAAGAUUGGUCCGAAAAGUUAGACGAACAAAUCGAAAUAAAUUUACAAAAGUCGUUGAUAGUACGCGAUCCGCACACACAACUAUUGAUUUUGAAUUUUAGUUCCGAACUUUUUUGCAUAUUGCGUGAAGUUCAUUACCUUAAGCAAAUGGAAGUGGACGAUAUACCACAAGUGGCCUUGGAAUUUGCCGAUAAAAGCGAUAUCUUUCGUACUUACACUUUAAAUUUGGAGAAGAGUAUCGAUUGGUAUAACACUAUACAAGAGAAUAGUUCACCAGUUGAACUGAAAUUAAUCGAAAGCGAAAUACAACAAAUUGACGAGUUAGUGGAAAUUGGUAUACAAGAAUUAGUUUGGAUAUCCGAAGAUAUCACUUCCUAUUUGGAUAAGUUACGUCAACCGGUAGCAGCUUUACAGAAUCGCGUUAAUCUCACUCAAGGCAAUUUGAAACGUAUCCGAAGAAUUAUGUCUGCUUGGGUGAAGCAACCGUUAUUCGAGCGUCGAGAUGGGAAAAAAGAUUCAGUAUUAUGCAUUGACGAGCGACCCGAUCGUACUGCAAAACGUUAUGCUGAAAUUCAAUCGGCAUCCGAUGAGAUUCAUAGAUUACUUUAUGACAAUAUGGUGCAAUUCAAUAUGGAUUGUAGGCAGGAUGAUGUCAUGUGGUUAAAUUAUGUCGACUUUGUCGAUAAUAUUGUAUACGAAUAUUUGCUAAAGACGGUGGGGGUUAGUGUCGGUUAUAUAGCGGAAAAUAUGGAUCCAGAUAACAAUUAUGCUCCAUUAUUUGAGGCGCGUCUGGAAUUAGUGGAACCGAAUCUAAUAUUUAUACCCUCCCUGGAUCCGGAAGAUAGGAUGGGCUUUAAUAAUGUGCUUAUCGAACUGAUCCGUGACAUUAUGAAGAUGGCUUCGCUUAUUAAGCGUCUAAAGACGCAAGAGAAACGUAAUUAUGGGGAUAUGGUGAAAGAGAAUCCCGAUAUUAUAGCAAUGAGAAGAGAGAUCUUAAACGGUGUCACUCGAGUAAUCGAAGAAGCGGCUCUAUUUUGCCGUCAAUUUGAGCGGUAUUCGUACCUUUGGUUAGAUGAUCGGCAAGAGUGUAUGGAUUCUUUUCUGGAAUACGGACGAAUAUUGGAUCCCGAUGAAAUCGAAUCGGUUUUAAUGAAUGAUCCGAACGCUCCGUCACCAAGUCCACCGACAAUAGAAGCAUUUCGCGAACAAAUCGACAAUUACGAGAGUUUAUCCAAUGAAAUUGAAGGGAUUGCAUCAUUUCAAGUGUUUAGUUCCUGGUUUCAAGUUGACGUUAGACCGUUUCGUCAUGCGCUAUUAAAUACCGUAUGUAAAUGGGGUAGCAUGUUCAAAUCUCAUCUGGUUAACACGGUGACGAGCAGCCUUAUGGAUUUAAGCAAUUUUAUACGCAAAGCAGACGAAGGUCUUUUGCAAAUCGUUAAAGAAGGUGACUACGAGGGCCUGGUAAGUCUAAUGGCUUAUUUGAUGCAGGUAAAAGAGAGAGCUGCCAAAACUGAUGAAAUGUUUGAGCCCUUACAAGAAACCAUCCAAUUAUUGAAAUAUUACGAUAUGGAUAUACCUGAAGAGGUCAAUGUUUUAUUGCAAGAAUUACCCGAGCAAUGGGCCAAUACGAAAAAGAUUGCCUCGACAGUGAAACAACAAGUUUCACCCUUGCAAGCGACCGAAGUGGUCAGCAUACGCAACAAGGUGUCAGCCUUCGAGAUUUACGUACAAGAAUUUCGUGAAGUAUUCCGUCAUUAUAAUUUUUUUCGUUUCGAUUGUCCUGAUCCGUAUGAUUUGGCCGAUCGUAUUAACGCUGAUAUGGCUCGUUUGGAAAAUGAAAUGGCCGAAAUUCAAGAGUCGGGCAGUCUCUUUGAAGUCAAUAUACCGGAAUUUAAAUUAUUAAAGCAAUGCCGGAAGGAAUUGAGAAUGUUGAAGCAACUAUGGGAUUAUGUGUUCAUUGUGCAGUCGUGCAUUGAAGAUUGGAAAACGACACCUUGGCGUAAAGUUGAUGUCGAAAAUAUGGAUAUCGAAUGUAAAAAAUUCGCUAAGGAUAUACGAUUGCUGGACAAAGAAAUGCGUUCUUGGGAUACAUUCGUAAAACUGGAGGGUACUGUCAAAAAUAUGCUAACAUCGUUAAGGGCGGUCGGAGAACUGCAAAAUCCUGCAAUUCGUGAGCGGCAUUGGAAUCAGUUGAUGAACUCGACAAAGAGCUUAGCAGCCUUGCCCAAGGAAAUAACGGUCAAAUUCAUUAUGGAUCAUGAUACUACGUUGGCUGAAUUGCUUGGUCUAAAUUUGCAUGAAUGCGAAGAAGAGGUGAAAAAUAUAGUUGAUAAGGCCGUUAAAGAAAUGUCAAUGGAGAAGAUUUUAAGAGAUUUAAAUACUACGUGGUCUACGAUGGAAUUUGAUCACGAACUCCAUCCCCGCACCGGAUGUAAUCUUCUGAGAGCGUCGGAAGAACUCAUAGAGACUCUCGAAGAUAAUCAAGUGUGCCUUCAGAAUUUGAUAACGUCGAAGUACAUCGCCCAUUUCUUAGAAGAAGUGUCCGCUUGGCAGAGUAAGUUAAUGAUUGCUGAUCAAGUGAUAACAGUUUGGUUUGAGGUGCAGCGCACUUGGACACAUCUUGAGAGCAUCUUCAUGAGUUCAGAAGACAUACGCAAACAGCUACCAGUCGACUCGGAUCGUUUCGAUCAUAUUGACACCGAAUUUCGCAUACUUAUGAGCGAAAUGUCUCAAUCUUCCAAUGUUGUAGAAUCAACAAAUCGACCCGGGUUGAUUGAACGCUUGGAAAAUCUUCAGAAGGAGCUUACGCUGUGCGAAAAGGCUUUGGCAGAGUAUUUGGAAACAAAACGUUUAGCUUUUCCUCGUUUCUAUUUCGUGUCGUCGGCUGAUUUGCUUGACAUUUUAAGUAAUGGCAUACAGCCGGACAUGGUCACCAAACAUUUGACCAAAUUAUUUGAUUCAAUUGCCCGAUUGAAAUUCAAUCGAGACGAAGCAAAUGAAAUAGACACAGCUUCGGGCAUGUAUGCUAAGGACGGUGAAUACGUUGAGUUCGAUAAGUUGGCAAGCAUUCGUGGUCCAGUAGAAGUUUGGUUAAAUCGUAUACAGGCGGCCAUGCGUUCAUCGUUGCGUCAUUACGUUACCGAAGCGGUGGUCGCCUAUGAGGAAAAGCAACGGGAACAAUGGUUAUUCGAUUAUCCUGCCCAGGUAUCACUGUGUGGCUCACAAAUUUGGUGGUCCACAGAAGUGAACAUAGCCUUUAGCCGACUGGAGGAGGGUUACGAUAAUGCCAUCAAGGAUUAUUAUAAAAAACAAAUCUCGCAACUUAGCUUAUUAAUCACCUUGCUCUUGGGUGAACUUUCGAAAGGGGAUCGUCAAAAAAUUAUGACCAUUUGCACCAUCGACGUACACUCGCGUGAUGUUGUUUCAAAAAUGAUCCAGGCCAAAUUGGACGCGGGCUCGGCUUUUAUGUGGCAAUCGCAACUUCGUCAUCGUUUCGAUGAUAUGGAAAAGGAUUGCUAUGCCAAUAUUUGCGAUGCAGAGUUUCGUUACAAUCACGAAUACUUGGGAAAUACACCACGUUUAGUAAUAACACCUCUUACUGAUCGUUGUUAUAUAACAUUAACUCAGAGUUUGCAUCUGAUUAUGGGUGGCGGACCAGCCGGUCCUGCUGGCACGGGUAAAACAGAAACUACUAAAGAUUUGGGACGAGCUAUUGGCAUAAUGGUUUAUGUGUUUAACUGCUCUGAGCAAAUGGAUUACCAAUCAUGCGGCAAUAUAUAUAAAGGUCUAGCUCAAACAGGGGCCUGGGGUUGUUUCGAUGAGUUCAAUCGCAUUACCGUAGAAGUGCUCUCAGUGGUAGCUGUACAAGUGAAGUCCGUUCAGGAUGCUAUACGCGAUAAGAAGGACAAAUUCAAUUUUAUGGGAGAAAUAAUUUCCUGUGUACCUACGGUGGGUAUAUUCAUAACAAUGAAUCCGGGUUAUGCGGGUCGCACAGAAUUGCCUGAAAACUUAAAAGCCUUAUUUAGACCAUGCGCCAUGGUAGUACCAGAUUUUGAGCUAAUUUGUGAGAUUAUGUUGGUGGCAGAAGGAUUUCAGGAUGCGCGUGUUUUGGCGAGAAAAUUCAUUACCUUAUAUACAUUAUGUAAGGAACUCUUAUCUAAACAGGAUCAUUAUGAUUGGGGACUUCGUGCUAUAAAAUCAGUGCUUGUGGUCGCAGGUUCACUCAAGCGUGGUGAUCCAGGGAGACCUGAGGAAGAAGUUCUAAUGCGAGCGUUACGUGAUUUUAAUAUACCAAAAAUUGUCACCGAUGACAUGCCAGUCUUUAUGGGUUUGAUAAGCGAUUUAUUUCCGGCUUUGGAUGUGCCUCGAAAACGUGAUGCUGAUUUUGAACGCACCGUGAAACAGGCGGCUUCUGAUUUGCUUUUGCAAACUGAGGACACCUUUAUAUUAAAGGUGGUGCAGCUAGAAGAAUUGUUAGAAGUACGUCAUUCCGUUUUUAUUGUUGGUAAUGCUGGCACGGGGAAAACCCAAGUAUGGAAAACCCUAUUGCGCACCUACCAGAAUAUCAAACGGAAGCCUAUAUUUAAUGAUCUUAAUCCAAAAGCUGUAACCAAUGAUGAACUUUUUGGUAUUAUCAAUCCUGCAACACGGGAAUGGAAAGACGGUUUAUUUUCCGUGAUUAUGCGGGAUCAGGCAAACAUGACUGGCGAUCAACCCAAAUGGAUUGUGCUCGAUGGCGACAUAGAUCCUAUGUGGAUAGAAAGUUUGAACACUGUAAUGGACGACAAUAAAGUAUUGACUUUGGCCAGUAAUGAGCGAAUUGCGUUAACGCCAUCCAUGCGUUUGCUGUUCGAAAUUUCCAAUUUGAGAACAGCUACGCCGGCCACAGUUUCACGAGCGGGCAUAUUGUACAUAAAUCCCCAAGAUCUUGGUUGGAAUCCUUAUGUGACUAGUUGGGUAGAAACACGUAAAAUUCCUUCCGAGAAGUCUAAUUUGGUCAUGCUCUUCGAUAAAUACAUACCGGCCUCGUUAGAAACAAUACGUGUACGUUUCAAAAAAAUUACUCCAAUCGCCGAAAUGGCUCAUAUCCAGAUGCUGUGCCAUUUGCUAGAUUGUCUCUUGACGCCGACCAAUACGCCCGCUGAUUGUCCCAAAGAAUGGCAUGAAUUAUAUUUCGUGUUUGCUUGUAUUUGGGCUUUUGGCUCGGCUAUGUUUCAAGAUCAAACCAUUGACUAUCGAAUUGAAUUUAGUAAAUGGUGGGUGAAUGAAUUCAAAACAAUAAAGUUUCCUCAGGGCGGUACUAUUUUUGAUUAUUUCUUGGAUACUGAAACCAAACAGUUUGUUCCAUGGACCGAAAAAAUACCAAAAUUUGAGCUCGAUGGUGAUUUACCCUUACAGGCUGUAUUGGUUCAUACAUCCGAAUCCAUACGCAUACGAUACUUUUUAGAUUUGUUGAUGGAAAAAAAGCAUCCAGUAAUGUUAGUGGGAACAGCUGGAUCGGGUAAAACCGUAUUAAUUAACGAGAAAUUGCAAGCGUUGUCCGAAAAUUAUGCUGUGACCGCGAUACCUUUUAAUUUUUAUACAACUUCUGAAAUGUUGCAAAAAAUUCUAGAAAAACCUUUGGAAAAAAAAGCGGGUCGCAAUUAUGGACCUCCGGGAAAUAAAACUUUAAUUUAUUUUAUUGAUGAUAUGAAUAUGCCCGAAGUAGAUUGUUAUGGAACUGUGCAGCCGCAUACGAUAAUGCGUCAACAUCUCGAUUAUGGUCACUGGUACGAUCGAAAUAAGCUUACGUUAAAAGAUAUACGCAACUGUCAAUAUGUGGCGUGCAUGAACCCUACGGCUGGUAGUUUUACCGUAAAUCCCCGAUUGCAACGCCAUUUCUGUGUAUUGGCUGUUAGCUUUCCCGGGACCGACUCAAUUACCAGCAUAUACUCUACAAUUCUAUCUCAGCAUUUCUCUAAUGCGGAACAAAAAUUUAAUCCGAUUGUGACCCGUAUGACGCCGAACAUCGUAGCCGCUACAUUAGCUUUGCAUAACAAAUGUUCGCAAGUGUUUCUCCCGACGGCAAUCAAAUCACAUUAUAUAUUUAAUUUAAGAGACAUUAGCAAUGUAUUUCAGGGUCUUCUUUUCAGCACAACAGAUUGUUUGACGUCCUCGACCGAUUUAAUACGUCUGUGGCAACAUGAAACUCAGCGUGUUUAUUCGGACAAAUUAAUUGAUGACAAGGAUAUCGAUAGUUUUACAAAAAUGCAACAUGACAUUGUAAAGAAAUCCUUUGAGGAAAUUGACGAAUCGAUUAUAUUUGACAAACCGAAUAUCUACUGUCAUUUCGCAGGAGGAAUUGGUGAACCCAAGUACAUGCCUAUUAAGGCCUGGACUGAGCUUCACAAACUCCUCCAGGAGGCAAUGUCUUCCUACAAUGAUCUUGUUGCAGCCAUGAAUUUAGUUCUCUUUGAAGAUGCUAUGAUGCAUGUAUGCAGAAUUAAUCGAGUAUUGGAAUCGCCACGUGGUAGUGCUUUACUAGUGGGAGUAGGUGGUAGUGGUAAGCAAUCUUUAUCUAGAUUGGCUGCGUUUAUUUCAAGUUUGGAAGUAGUACAAAUACAACUUAAAAAAGGUUACGGCGUUGCUGAUUUAAAGAAUGAAUUCACUGGUUUGUAUCUGAAGGCUGGCCUCAAAAAUGUCGGCAUUAUGUUUCUGAUGACCGACGCUCAAAUACCAAGUGAGGAUUUUCUUGUCCUAAUCAACGAUAUGCUGUCUACCGGUGAGAUUCCAGAUCUAUUCCCCGAUGAUGAAAUCGAGAAUAUCAUAGCAGGUGUACGCAACGAAGUCAAGGGUGCCGGUCUGGUCGAUUCACGGGAAAAUUGUUGGAAAUUCUUUAUAGACCGCGUCCGCAAACAGUUGAAAAUAGUUUUGUGUUUCUCACCCGUGGGUUCAACAUUACGUAUUCGGGCAAGGAAAUUCCCUGCCAUUCUGAAUGCAACAUCAAUAAAUUGGUUUCACGAAUGGCCGCAAGAGGCUCUAAUUUCAGUAGCAAUGAAUUUCUUAUCGCGCAGUAAAGUCCUUCCAGUAAAUCACCAUGAUUCCGUAGCUAAAUUUAUGGCUUAUGUGCACACUGCUGUCAAUCAAACUUCUAAAGUUUAUCUACAAAAUGAACGGCGCUAUAAUUACACAACACCGAAGAGUUAUUUAGAACAAAUAAGUUUAUAUUUAAAGUUACUUAAUCACAAACAUGAAGACCUACAGAGUAAAAUUGUACGUUUAGAGAAUGGAUUAGAAAAACUGCGAUCGACAGCGGUACAAGUGGCCGAUCUUAAAGUAAAAUUGGCUGUGCAAGAGGUGGAGCUAAAGGAAAAAAACGAGGCGGCCGAUACGUUAAUUGAAAUUGUGGGCGUCGAAACGGAAAAAGUGCAAACUGAAAAGGCUUUAGCGGAUGAAGAGGAAAUGAAAGUGGCUUUAAUAGCUGACGAGGUAUCAAAGAAGCAAAAGGAUUGUGAAGAAGAUUUGGUAAAAGCUGAGCCAGCUUUAAUAGCAGCUCAAGAAGCUCUGAACACUUUGAAUAAAGCUAAUCUAACAGAAUUAAAAUCAUUCGGUUCCCCUCCAGGUAUAGUAACUAAUGUUACUGCUGCGGUUAUGGUACUUUUAUCUCCAGGUGGUAAGUUACCUAAAGAUCGCUCUUGGAAAGCGGCCAAAAUAGCUAUGGCCAAGGUGGAUACAUUUCUCGAUUCUCUUAUCAAUUACGAUAAAGAGAACAUACACGCCGAAGUUAUUAAAGCUAUUGUACCAUAUUUAAAAGAUCCCGAAUUUGAACCAGAAUUCGUACGAACUAAAUCCGGAGCAGCAGCUGGUCUCUGCGCUUGGGUUAUUAAUAUUAUUAAAUUUUACGAAGUUUAUUGCGACGUAGAACCUAAGAGAAAGGCCUUAGCGGCUGCAAAUGCCGAAUUGGCUGCUGCUCAGGAAAAACUAGCCGGUAUUAAAAGAAAAGUUGCGAGUUUAGAAGAACAGUUGGCUAAAUUGACAGCCGAUUUCGAAAAGGCUACCGCCGAGAAAUUACGAUGUCAACAGGAAGCUGACGCUACGCAAGCAACGAUUGCUUUAGCUAAUCGUUUGGUAGGGGGACUGGCCAGCGAAAAUGUACGCUGGGCUGAAGCAGUUAACAAUUUCGUUAAACAGGGCAUUACUUUACCAGGCGAUACUCUACUCAUAACGGCUUUUAUUUCCUAUACCGGUUGUUUCACAAAGCAAUUUCGCAUCGAUUUAUUGCAAAAGAUGUGGACGCCUUUUCUAAAGAAUUUGGAUCCACCAAUACCAACUACCGAGAAUUUGGAUCCUCUAUCUCUUUUAACCGAUGACACUACUGUAGCUAUAUGGACAAACGAGGGCUUACCGGCGGAUCGAAUGUCACUUGAAAAUGCGACAAUUUUGUCAAACUCCGAUAGAUGGCCCCUAAUGAUUGAUCCUCAGUUGCAAGGUGUAAAGUGGAUUAAGCAAAAAUAUGGCGAUGAUUUAAAAGUCAUACGUAUGGGCCAACGUAGCUAUUUGGAUGUGAUAGAGAAGGCUAUCACCAAGGGCAAUAUAGUGCUAAUUGAAAAUAUCGAUGAACAUUUAGAUCCAGUGCUAGACUCUCUACUAGGUCGCAAUCUGAUCAAAAAAGGACAAGCUAUCAAAAUCGGGGACAAAGAAAUCGAAUACAAUGCUAGCUUCCGCUUAAUUUUGCACACAAAACUCGCAAAUCCUCACUAUAAGCCCGAAAUGCAAGCACAAACGACAUUAAUUAAUUUUACUGUUACUCGCGAUGGUUUGGAAGAUCAACUCUUGGCUGAGGUUGUUAAAGCCGAGAGACCUGAUUUAGAAGAUCUUAAAGCCGAACUAACAAAACAACAAAAUGAUUUUAAGAUUAUGUUAAAGAAAUUAGAAGACGAUUUACUUUCCCGCCUUUCUUCGGCCGGAGAGAAUAUUUUAGGAGAUACAGCUUUAGUAGAAAAUCUGGAAACUACAAAAAGUACUGCUUCCGAAAUCGAAGAAAAGGUAGCUGAGGCGAAAAUUACUUCGAAGGAAAUCGACAAGGCUAGAGAAUUUUAUAGGCCAGCCGCUGCUCGGGCUAGCCUUUUGUAUUUUAUACUAAACGAAUUGAACACCAUUAAUCCGAUUUAUCAAUUCUCGUUAAAGGCUUUCAGUGUUGUAUUUCAGAAAGCUAUAGCAAAAGCAGAGCCCGGCGAUAACUUGGAAAUACGUGUAGCAAAUCUAAUUGAUUGCAUAACGUAUUCCGUUUUCCAAUACACUUCACGGGGGUUAUUUGAAUGCGAUAAAUUAAUAUUUGCCUCACAAAUGACUUUUCAGAUACUUUUGAUGAAUGAAGAGGUUACGUCGACAGAAUUAGAUUUCCUUUUGCGUUUUCCAAUCAAGCCACACGUUACAAGUCCCGUGGAUUUUCUUUCCAAUUUAUCGUGGGGUGGUAUUUGCAGUUUGGCUUCGAAAGAUGAAUUUCGCAAUUUGGAUCGUGACAUUGAAACGUCCUCUAAGAGAUGGAAGAAAUUAGUUGAAUCCGAAUUGCCUGAAAAGGAGAAAUUUCCUCAAGAGUGGAAAAAUAAAACAGCCCUACAACGUUUAUGUAUGAUUAGAGCUCUAAGGCCAGAUCGUAUGACUUAUGCUUUAGCAGAUUUCAUUGAGGAAAAAUUGGGUUCGAAAUAUGUAGAAAAUCGGGCGAUGGAAUUUUCAAAAUCUUAUGAAGAGGCAUCACCUUCAACGCCCAUAUUUUUUAUACUAUCGCCUGGUGUUAAUCCCUUGAAAGACGUUGAAGCUUUGGGCAAACAAUUGGGAUUCUCUAUGGAUUUGAAUAAUUUCCAUAAUGUCUCACUGGGUCAGGGACAAGAGGCCAUAGCCGAAGGAGCCAUGGACACGGCUGCCAAGAAUGGCCAUUGGGUUGUUUUACAAAAUAUACAUUUGGUACGUAAAUGGCUGCCGGUAUUGGAAAAGAAACUUGAAUAUUAUGCUGAAGGUUCUCAUCCACAUUAUCGUAUGUUUUUAAGCGCUGAACCGGCUUCAACGCCAUCGGCUCAUAUCAUACCCCAGGGCAUUCUGGAAUCGUCUAUAAAAAUUACUAAUGAACCUCCGACUGGUAUGUUAGCCAAUCUGCACAAAGCCUUGGAUAAUUUCACGCAAGAAACUUUGGAAAUGUCGGGUAAAGAAGCCGAAUUUAAGGCCAUACUAUUUUCGUUAUGCUAUUUUCAUGCUGUGGUAGCAGAAAGACGUAAAUUCGGUCCUCAAGGUUGGAAUAAAGUCUAUCCAUUCAACGUGGGUGAUUUGAAUAUAAGUGUGUCGGUCUUAUUUAAUUAUCUCGAGGCUAAUGCCAAGGUACCUUGGGAAGAUUUACGUUAUCUAUUCGGUGAAAUAAUGUAUGGCGGUCAUAUAACGGAUGAUUGGGAUCGUCGUUUAUGUAUCACGUAUUUGGAAGAGUACAUGCAACCCGAUUUGGUCGAUGGCGAACUAUUUUUGGCGCCUGCAUUUCCAGCUCCUCCCAACACCGAUUACGCUGGAUAUCAUACGUAUGUCGAUGAAAAUAUGCCAGCCGAGUCUCCUUAUUUAUAUGGUUUACAUCCGAACGCCGAAAUUGGUUUUUUAACAACUAGAGCGGAAAACAUAUUUCGUACUGUCUUCGAGAUGCAGCCACGCGAUGCUGGGGCUAGUGGAGGGGCGACUGUGACUCGGGAAGAUAAAGUCAAACAGAUUGUUGAUGAGAUUUUAGAAAAACUUCCUGAAGAAUUUAAUAUGGUCGAAAUUAUGAACAAGGUCGAAGAACGUACGCCUUAUGUGAUUGUGGCGUUUCAGGAGUGUGAACGCAUGAAUUAUCUGACAAGCGAAAUGAAGAGAAGUCUCAAAGAAUUAGAUUUAGGCUUGAAAGGCGAACUUACGAUUACCAGUGAUAUGGAAAUUUUGGAAAAUUCCCUCUUUCUAGAUCAAGUACCACCAGGAUGGACACAACGCGCCUAUCCAUCGUUACUGGGCCUAAAUUCAUGGUUCAUUGAUUUGUGUUUACGUUUGCGUGAAUUAGAAACAUGGUCUACUGACUUUGUGUUGCCUUCCUGUGUUUGGUUGGCUGGUUUCUUCAAUCCGCAAUCUUUAUUAACCGCAAUAAUGCAAAGUACGGCACGUCGUAAUGAGUUACCGUUGGACAAAAUGUGUCUACAAUGUGAUGUGACAAAAAAGCAAAAAGAAGACUUCACUACCGCACCAAGAGAAGGCGCCUACGUUCAUGGAAUAUUUAUGGAAGGCGCCAGAUGGGAUUUACAACAAGGUAUUAUUAUGGAAUCGCGUCUCAAAGAACUCUAUCCAUCAAUGCCUGUCAUCAAUAUUCGGGCCAUAACACAAGAUAAACAGGAUUUACGUAAUAUGUACGAAUGUCCUGUUUAUAAGACACGUACUAGAGGUCCAACGUAUGUGUGGACUUUCAAUUUGAAAACCAAAGAUAAACCUGGCAAAUGGACAUUGGCCGGAGUGGCUUUAUUAUUACAAACAUAA
Messenger RNA from Glossina fuscipes, 14047 nucleotides. RefSeq names its product dynein beta chain, ciliary (gene Dhc93AB). The record is from RefSeq and is a predicted model, not a curated record. Bases 8 to 14047 code for a protein of 4679 amino acids. Gene Ontology annotation, molecular function: minus-end-directed microtubule motor activity; dynein intermediate chain binding; ATP hydrolysis activity. Gene Ontology annotation, biological process: microtubule-based movement. Gene Ontology annotation, cellular component: dynein complex. Lineage: Eukaryota; Metazoa; Arthropoda; Insecta; Diptera; Glossinidae. The transcript has 31 exons.